AAUAAUAUACUCAUAUUUCAAUUUCAAAAUAAUAAGCUUUGAAUUAUACAUAUACAAUGCAAAGACUCAAUGGCAGCUAAGACAAAAGAAAUAACAAAUGUCCAGCUUUCAGAUUUCUUUUCUGCAGUUAGAUCAGGCAACUGUAGCAAGGUAAGACUAAGACUGUUAUUGUUAUAUUUUUUAUUAGUAUUAGUAACAUAAAUUAUAGUAUACUAUUUAGGCUCCAGAUUUUUAAACAAUCUUGAUCCUUUUCUGUUAAAAGCGACAUUAUCGGAAUUUUGAUGAGUCAUGAGCUUUCCACAUCAAAUGAAAUUUCUUAAUAUCUUUCCUCUUGAAACCCAGGUGAAGAGCCUAUUAAAGAAAAAGGAGGUUAAAAUCAAUGCCACUGACCCAACAGACCCAUCAUGUCCAACAGCACUCAUCAUUGCCAGCCAGUUAGAGCUCAUUGAAAUGGUUAAGGUUUUAAUGAGAGCCAAACCCACCUCUGCAGAUGUUAAUGCUGAGACCAAGUCAGGUCGGAGAGCUAUAUGGUUAGAAGUUUUCUGUUGAGGAAUUUUAUGAUCAGUGUGAUGAACAGAUUAUUUCCUUCAUUAUUUCCCUCAAAAAAAUGUCCAACUACCCAAUUCCCUACCCACGAAUAUUCCUCUUUUCUGUGUGUGUUAACUGCAAGUGCAUCAGGGGUGUAAAACUGAAAGAAAAGUAUUUUGGUGGUCCAGAUUUCAAUGAAUUACAAUAAAAACAUUUUAUAAUUAAAAAAGAGGAAUUCUUAGUCUAAGGAAAUCGAACAACAUCUUUUAUCUCAAUGUUUUGAAUAGGCUCGCUACUUAAAUUAACAGGUGGUGGCAUCUUUGAUAAUGCCACCUCAGGAAUCUUUAGUUCAUAUUUGCAUUAUUUACUAAAAUUUGUUUGUCUUAAAACACAUCAAAAGAGGUUUACAAUAUGUAAAUGCUGCCUCAAGAUUAUACAUUUAUUUUGUUAGACUUGUAGACCUAUUGUUUAAAAUACUGUUAUUUAGUCCUCCAACAUAUUCCAAAAACCAGAUUGCCUAGUUCGUUUGUUUAUCAGCUACGUUGACAAUGAAUCAUGUUUAUGAAAUUAAAAAAAUAAUAAUUUAUAUAAAACAUUUAAAAGUAACAACAAUUUCAAAGUGUAAUUACAACAAAAAUGUUAAACUUUUCAUAUGUCUGAGGAAGUUUUUAUUUUUAUUAUAUAAACCCUAAAGCCAAUUCGACAAUGGAAUAUAAUAAUAAACAUAAUAUAUUUAAAUCUUUGGAAUAAAUUAUUGACUUAUGGAUGGAACCCACCACCAUAAAUAAAGUAAUAGGCCUAUCAAAGUAUCAACAUAAAACUUAUUGUUCCAUUGCUAUAGGUCAGUAUUUCCUCCUUUUUAAUUAUAAAAUAUGUAUUUCAUUGAAUUCUGUCCCGCCAAUAUAAUUUUCAUCUUGUUUAACACCACUGAUGCCUUUGCAGCUAACAAAUAAAAUAAAAUGUGAAGAAUAUUUCCAUUGUGCAGAGUCAUCUCUCAGAAAGGAAUUUGCCCUGUGGGGGAGUUUUCUGUGUGUUGAAAUUUCAUGUGGGGAAUUUUCUUAUGGGUAAAAAACCAUAAAACCGAUAAGUGUAUACAUCAAAUUAUACAUCAACUGCUUAAAGUGACAAAGAAAUACAUUUAUUAUGGUGACUAUAUUUGUAAAAAAAAGUGAAUUUGACUUAAAUGUCUCUUAAUGACUUGCAGUUGACUUCAUUGACAUCCAUUUCAAUAACAGACACUUUCUCACUGUCACUUGCUCAACUACUACACUUCAUUACACUUCUUUGACAGAUAUUUCAAGGACUGACAUUUUUACCAACAGGGACACUCUGUCGACAAAAUUAUUUUCAUCGACAAUAACUGGAUAUGAUGAAGUUUAUGUCGAUCAAGUUUUGUCUGUCAUUGAAGGGUCUGUCCUUGAAGUGUCAUGGAAACACACCCCCCCCCCUCUUCCACCCAAAAAUCGAAAGUAACCUUGCAUUUAAAGAAAGUAAUAACCUGUAAAUAAAUAAUGCAGUAAUUUAUUAUAAAUUUUGUUGAAUUCCUCUUAAUGGUAACAAGUUAAUUAAUACAAGUAAUUUAAUUUUUAACACAAUCCUUCAUGAUUCUCUUGAACUUAUCUUCAUUUAAUGGUAUUUAAUUCUAUGCAUCUAUCAAACUGUUUUUCCUCUUUAUGACAAUGGCUGACUCACAGUGGUUCAAACCUAUUUUUAAAAAAACAUUUUUUGUGUGCAGGUGGCCAGCAAAAAAUGGCAAUGUGGAGCUUGCCAAAGUGAUUUUAGGAGAUAAGAAAUGUGAAAUCAAUUACAUUGAUAAAGAGACAGGUAAGUAAAAUAGAACUUGAGGAGAUUUAAAUAUCUGAUCUUUAAUUGUGAUAAUAUGUACACAAAUAUUAUUUUUUUAUUCAAUGCCCCCCAUAAAAAGUAAUUUUAUCAAAAUGUGUUUAUUAAUAGAAUAGAAUUGAAAAAUAUUAAAUCUAAAACCUGGGAACAAAAGUAUAUCAACACAUUUCUGUUAAAGCUAACAAUAAAAAUUUCUGUUUAAAAUUUUGUGUUUAUCUCUUUUAAGGCUGUUCACCGUUGUACAGGGCCAUCACCUCCAACUCCGUAGAAGUAGCAACAGAACUUGUGCAUGCUGGUGCUGACGUUAACAUCAGAAGACUGGGAUAUGAUGUUGGAGCUGAAACACCUCUUAUCAAGUAAACAAGUAUUUUAUAGAUUUACUUUGAAAAAAUAUUUUAAUUUAACCUUUUUCCUACAUAAAUCCUAGGUUCCACAACUCAAUCACUGUUAUAGAUUUUUACUCAAUGUCUGUGGAACCAAAUAACUCAUCUAAAUGAUGGAUGAACAGGUGUGGAGAUGCCCCCUUUUACACUGACACAGUCAAGGAAAGGGUUCUACAACUCAACCUUAUGGCUGCCAAAAUACGGAAGAUUUGAUGACCCAAGGGUUAUAUGAUUCAUUCUCUUGUAAGGUUGAGCCUAAACUUUCAUAUACACAUCACUGGCAAACCUCAUCAAGUGGGCGUCACCGUAAAUUAAAUGAUUAAUAGCACAGGUUCCAGAGUUUGACCUGUCAAAACCACCUUGGGUAUUGGGCACUCUCCAAUUAGGUGUUCUAUUUCAGGGACCAGGUUGUAGAGUCAGAAGUUAGGGUCUCAACAUGAGUCAAGGCUAUGUUGGUAGCUUUGUAUCAGGCAGUGCUCGGUUUGCAUAUGCAUAAUUGAGCUAGUUUCCACCAGGGGUCACUCUUACUCUGUCACCGUGUGAUUCGGUAUAGCUUUCUAGCCAUGUCACCUACCAACCAGCGGUUGAGCCACUCUUCAUGAAAGUGGUCUUUUAGCCAGACUUUGACUCCCAUUUGUGUCAUGGGCCAAUUGGGUUGCAUCUGAGUUGCACUUUAGGGCAUAAUCUACUCUCUCUUUCUGCAUCACCUCGAUGUGACUAGUGACCCAUUGAAAGGUUUCCACACCAUCAUGUGCAUGGAUGUCAUCUACUGUUUCCAGGAUAGCUUGAACCAUUGUCUACUCCAGCUCCUUUCCACAGCUUCUUCCCACAGUUUUUUUAGCAAACUGUGAGUCAGCGAAGACCACAAUGGUCAGGAUGCUUUUUCUCUUUGCUAGGCGAAGGCGCACUUGUUUUAGUGCAACCAAAAUUGUAGUUUUGUUCUAUUUUUCCUCUGGGCCCUGCAAUCUCACUUGAUGGAGGUAGGUACUCUCUCCCUCCUGGGUACUCUAUGAUUGAACCAUAUCUGGCUCGGUUCUCGCUUGCAAAACACGAGCCAUCAAUAAAAACUUAAACCACUUUGGUCUGUGAAGGCUACAAUCAUGCUCAUGGCCUUCUCUUUCUGGGCAUCCUAAGGGCUGACUUUGUCACUGCUGCAUUUUCCAGUGACAGACAUACAUCUGAAAGAUGAAAGCAUUCAUGUGGACCCCGUUUUGAGAUCAGACACAUUUUUUCCUUGAUCUUGAGUAUGCGCUUGUUUUUCUCCAAUAGUACCUCUCACACUCCCAAGAUAAAGAGCUCUUAGAAGAAGACUCUCAGUUAGUGCAUGCCAGUUUCUUCACCAGGCACAGUUUCAUUGUGGCUUUGGCGCACGGUUGACGUAUAAUAAUAUGGUUGUGUAGCUUGACUUUCUGGUCCCUCUUCACUCUCAAAUAGAUUGGUGUCUUAUCCCAAUUGAGUCUUUUCCCACUGAUAGUUAAUUUUACUUCCUGCUUAAGUGCAUUCCUGCCAUUCAUGGAGUGAACAACCAUAUGGCUUACACCCAAGAGUCAUAGUACAUCUGUCUCCAUAUAUCAUUAUUAAAAAAAAAUUCUCUUUACAAAUUUUGUAACCAAUAAAUAUGUGGUUUUCAGUAAGAAUAAGAUGGCCGUGGGUGUGAGUCCACUGGUUUUGAAGCUGUCCACCAACAUGUAAUUUCUUAACAUCAGAUGGUUGAGCCUUCUUUGGGCAAAUAUUUUUUUUAAAUGCCAAUGCCAGGUGUCUAUAAACUUUGUAACGUAUUUAUUUAUAUUUGCAGUUUAUUAUCUUCACUUUUUAUUCCAGAUCAGUACAAAUGAACAACAUUGACAUAAGCAGGCUGCUGAUAAACUCAUUGUGCAAUAUUCAAGCCAAAACAGAUGAUGGAUUAAAUGCAUUACAUUUUGCUGUGGCAUAUAGGUAACAUAUGAGAAACUCAGUACCACAAUGUGCAAUGUGUUGGUUGAGAUUUUAGAAAAACACCAGCAAAAAUGGUAAUUUAAUACAGUUGAAAUAAAAGAAAUUUUAUAUCAUAACCAUUUUUUAAAAAAGAAUAUAGAAAAAGAAAAUCUGGCUACAUGGCAAUUUCAUGGAUAAAACUCAAAGAAAAUUAUAAGUAGGAAAAUUUCAAAUGACAAGAUCAGUUUUAAAGAAAUUUUAUUUUGUUGUCUAAGAAUUUCUCAAUAUCGAUUCAGAGUCAUAUGAGUAAUAAAAAAAUGAUAAUUGUAAUACUGAGACAAUUCAUAAAGCCCAUUGAAUUACAUUUUAAAAUGUAUAUUUCUAUGUCAGGUCAUAGUCUUGCAGUCAGCAUUUUCAAUUCCUUUCCUAUUAAAAUUAUUAUACACACUAGAUCUAGUGAAACCAGAAAUACAAUAACAGGAAGGAAAAUAUCUAGAAAAAUUAACUUUCUGGUCAAACCAGAUGUCUUUUCAAAUUGAAAUUGUUAUGGGACACCCCCAUCUCUUUUUUCCCUUUCCCCCCCCGCUUAUCCAUUUCAAUGUGUAUAAAUAAUAUACACUAUAAAUAAUUAACCAGGCGCUAUGAGAUUACUGAACUGCUGCUGGAAAGCAAGGUAAAAGUGAAUGCCAAAAGCAAGCAUGGUGUCACAGCUAUGACAGUUGCUAUUGAACAACAUAGCCCAUACAUGGUACGUCUGCUGAUCCAGUUUGGUUACAAUCUUGAUAGGCCUUAUAGGUAUGAAAAUACGUCUGUGUUGUUGUUUUCACAUUCGAUUCUCUUGUUUUUACUAUUUCUAACUUCCUCUGCAUCAGUGCAGUCCCUUGUAGUGGUUCAUAGUUAGGGUCAUAAUUAUCAAUGUUCUUUUAAAAUAUAGCAAUAAAGGGGAAAUAAAUGAAUUGCUAAUGUCACAACAAAUAUCCCAGUGCAGUGGUACUCAACCAGUUCUCUGCUCUGUGGAGCCCUAAAGGCCUCUUCCCAGGGGCUCCGUAGUGGCUCCAGAAAAUAAAAAAUAAAUUAAACUUUAAAGAAAAAGGUUAGGCCUUAGGGACUCCUCCAUAGAAAUUGAUUCUAAAAGGUUGGGUACCACUGUCUUAGUGUACUGAGUGGAUUUAAAAUGUGUAAAUUUUCUCACCAUGUUUGACUCAAAAAAUAUAAAUAAAUUGUAUAUCUAUAUCUUGAUAUUUUAUAAAUAUAUAUUUAUAUAAAUUUGACAUAAUUAAAAUUACAAUUUAAAAUUUAUCAAAGACAAUCAACCCAUCAUGGUAUCAUUUUUCUUAAGUCUUUAUACAAUUUGACAAGGAUUUGGUUUAAGACUUUAAUUUCAGAUGAUUUUUAGCAUCUUGAAAAUCUCACGUCAUUCUUCAAUUUCAGCUGGGGUGAGUCACCAUUAGAGCAAGCAAUAAAACUCCACAGUAAUCGAGCCAGCCUCACACUUAUUCACUGGGGCUGUAAGCUCAUUCGUAAACCAAGGCUUCCUUCUUACUUCUACCUGGCCGUCAACGAGAAACAGUGGGACGUUGCCCAGCUUCUUAUCAACAUCAAUCCUAAGUACCUCCAAGAAAAGUGGCUGAGACAAAGUAAGUGGCCCGUGUCUGUUUAUUAUGAGCAAGACAUGAGGCACCAUCUGCUUGAAAUGUCUAAUAAAGUCUGGACUCUAAAAGAGCUCUGCAGGUCAAAGGUCUUCAUGUGUGUAGGCAAAUAUGCACCCAUUAAAAUUACCCAGCUGCCCAUUCCAGAAAGUGUCAAGGAAUAUGUAAUGUUCAAUGAAUUUAUAAAAGAAAGUUUUUAUGAGAAAAAGCCUCUAGAUUUUAUAGCUUGUCCAUAUGAAUGUCCAACAUUUUGUUCUCAGUGGAACUGUUCACCUUUGGAUAUUACAGUUUCAUCAGAUUCAGAUGUAUGUGAAACUGGUUUGUAAAUUAAAACAGUAAUACAAGGACUAUCUUGUUUCUAAUUAUUAUUAUAUAUAUUUUUUAAAACUGAAGAACAUAUUUUGGUAUCAAGGACUUUAGGAUCAGAUAAUUGUUUUAAGUACAAUGAAGAUAACAUUACGAUUAAAAAAAGUCCUUGAUGAUUCAUUAGCAUGUACUGCAAUUUUAUAAAUCCUGCAAUUUUAUACUGUAAUUUUAUAAAUAUUGUAAUUUUAUAAAUAUUUCAAUUUUAUACUGUAAUUUUAUAAAUAUUGUAAUUUUAUAAAUAUUGCAAUUUUAUAAAUUAUUGUAAUUUUUAAAGUACUGUAAUUUUAUAAAUAUUGCAAAUUUAUAAAUAAAAUUUGAUAAAUACUGCAACUUUAUAAAUACCCGGUACUGCAAUUAUAUACAUACUGCAAUUAAAUAAAUGCCUUCAUUAGAAAUCCUUAAGAAUUCAGCGAUACAUAAAGUAUAGUUAAAUUUUUUACAGUUCUUGUCUGUUGACAAAGUCUUAAAAUCUUUUUUUCUGACUUUUUAAAAAUGUAAAUUAAUUCUGAUCCCCCAGUCACCAUCUUUACAUAAAAAAGUCCAGUCUCUGUGUGUUGGAGUUACCUCAUAGUCAUAGUUAGAGCAACUGAUAUGAGGAGUUCAGAGACACU
Molecule: messenger RNA, 7293 nt
Organism: Lymnaea stagnalis (great pond snail)
Lineage: Eukaryota; Metazoa; Mollusca; Gastropoda; Lymnaeidae
Source: the annotation of a GenBank genome assembly